Messenger RNA from Suillus fuscotomentosus, 1953 nucleotides. Its product is annotated as Rad17 cell cycle checkpoint protein-domain-containing protein. The record is from RefSeq and is a predicted model, not a curated record. Gene Ontology annotation, molecular function: chromatin binding. The transcript is spliced from 8 exons. Bases 1 to 1953 code for a protein of 650 amino acids. Gene Ontology annotation, biological process: mitotic DNA replication checkpoint signaling; DNA damage checkpoint signaling; DNA repair. NCBI's taxonomy places the organism in Eukaryota, Fungi, Basidiomycota, Agaricomycetes, Boletales, Suillaceae.
AUGCAUACUAUCAAGUCGUCUUCUGGCUCUACUUCCAAGGCGUCCAGAAAGAAAGCAAAACUCAAGACCGUGAAACUCGACGCGUCCUCUGAACCUCCGAACAAGAAACUGAGAACUCCUCCAGUUGAUCGGGGCGAUGAUAGGCUUUGGGUGGACAAGUAUGAGCCAACGAUCGAGGCCGAUUUGGCAGUGCACAAGCGUAAAGUUGAGGAUGUACGGCGAUGGCUCUCGGAGGCUUUUGAAGGAGGAUCGGCCGGGAAGCUGCGAAAAUAUCGCCGGAUUCUGGUCCUUACUGGGCCUGCUGGUACCGCAAAGACCACUACACUACGUGUGUUAGCUCGAGAAAUGGGUUUCGAAAUCGUCGAGUGGCGCAAUAGUAUGAGCGAACGCGGCCCGAAUGACUCUUGGAUGGAUACGGAAGCACUGUUCGACAAAUUUCAAGCAUUCCUCACGAGAGCUUCCUCAUGUUGUAAUAUUUUCGCGGCAAGCUCUGCAAUCGUGUCGAUGCAGCCACAAUCUCACACCCAGCCAAAAUUUCCAUCACAGUCAUCCACGUCUCUCCCAUCUACUUCCUCGAGCCGUCCUUCUAACUGUCACUUGAUCCUUCUGGAGGAUCUGCCCAAUAUUCUACACCUUCCUACGCAAGCGCGAUUUCACGAUGCCUUGCAGUCGCUCUGCAGCUCUUCUGAGUCUGGACCCCCAGUUGUGAUCAUCAUAUCCGACUCAGGUCUCCGCGGCGAGAAUGCUUAUAAUGAUGAUACGUGGGACGGUGCAGGCGGUGCGCGCUGGUCCAAGAAAGAGACUAUAGACAUAAGAAGUCUUCUUGGAGCUGAUCUUUCCACUAGCCCAUAUGUCACGCGCAUUGCUUUCAACCCUAUUGCACCGACGCUGAUGAACAAGGCUCUGCAGGCGAUGCUCACUAAGCAUUUUGCAUCUACUUCUGGAAAGCCACCAGCCAAAGAUGUUGUAGAGAUGAUUGUCGAGUCGUCGAACGGGGAUAUCAGGAGUGCAGCGAUGGCACUGGAGUUUGCGUGUGUAGUAACGUUGACCAAGGGUGGUGGCAAGGGAAAGACCCGACGGAAUGCGGCUGGAAGUGCACGGGCUGUCUUGGAGGUUGUCACGCGAAGAGAGCAGAGUCUAGUGCUAUUUCAUCUGAUGGGAAAGAUAUUGUAUAACAAACGCAAGGGAGACCCUCCGGCAACACAUCUCUCCACCAGAGAUGCCGCAAAGGAGCGUGAGCUAGAUGAAACGCUCCUAGACCCGUCACCUCUGCCAAACUGGCUUUCGGAACAUGAUCGGAAGGCGAGUCGAGUUUGCCUAGAGACGAUUGCAUCAGAUUCGCCCAUUGACUCGUCGCUCCUGGGAUUGUACAUUCACGAAAAUUAUACUAUGUUCUGCACUGAUGUCGAUCAAUGUGACGGGGUCUGUGAAGGGCUUAGUUGGGUUGACUGUGUCGGUGGUAACCUUCCGUCCACCACCCCACACGCCUUUCCGACACUUGCACUGUCCACGCUUCAUGCUCUCCCGACACCGGUUCCACGAAAGGGACAGAAGGUGUGCAAGCCCUCAUGGUUUGAUGUGCGUAACAAGGAGCAGGAUGCAUUGGAAGGCGUAGGCGAUGUCGUGACCUGGUUGGGACACGGAGGGGCAAGUGACGAGCGUGCACCGGGAAGAUGGACGCAUGCGGAUGUUGCGCUUGAGUUAGGUGGCUGGCUGCGCGCUGUUGAUCGCACUGGUAUUGCUCAACUGCAGCUGCCUCGAACACAUAGGCUUUUUUCGUCCCUUCCGUGGUGUGCGGGAGGUGUUAGUGGGAAUGUCCUCGGAGAAGACGAGAAUGGGGAGGCAGAUGGAGUUGAUGGCGAUGGUGAUAUCAGGGUUUUGGGAGCUUUGAGAGAUCAAAAGGAGGGAAAAGGCUGGUGGUUGGAGAGCGAUGAUAUAGAGGAGGCUGAGUAG